UUUCGCCCUCUCUUUUCAUAGCCUACUACACACUGCACGCACGUAAAACGCACCGGAAGGACACGCGGAGCAGUACAACUACUACUACAACAAUGAUUACCCAUUGGACGCUGAUCGUGCUGGUGGCGGUCGCCGUUGCCGGGCCGUGCACGGUACUGGCCCGCCCGCUAGAACCGGAAGCGCCGGCCGAGAUCUACAACGAGCUGGCGGAGGAGUUUCAGCGGCUGCACAACCAGGAGAUACGCUUCCUGCAGUAUCUGAGCGUGCAGGCGGAGCGGCAGCAGCGCGAAGAAGCCUACCUUCAGGCGCAGCGCGAACAGCAGCAGCUUGCGCUAGACGUGCGCAGCAGCAGCAACACCAACGCGCUGCUAGACGAUGCCGGCUCGCUGCUCGACGACAUACCGCAGGAGUACGGACGGGCCGAGGAGGCGGCCAACAGUUCGGGGCGCAAUCUGAACGGAUACGGGCACGAGAGCGUCACCCAUAGCGAACCGGUGCAGAAGGAGAUUCCGCACCAGAAGAGCAAAAAUGAUAAGAAAAAUAAUCACUAUAUGUCCUUGUGUCACUUCAAGCUGUGCAACAUGGGCCGUAAGCGCAAUCAACGAUAUCCUCAAUUCUGGAACUAAACGGUGAACGAGCGCUGACAAAACCAGAACGACACUUCUAUGUACAACGAAACAGCAAACUAAACACAAAAAAUAACACGCUUCCCCGGAAAAGACAUUCCACGGGUGGCCAACCGGAACCGGGGGACAUUCCAAUCCGCUCGAUGAUAGAGAACGCCGCACAUACAUGGCAUACAUUUAUACGCCCACAGUACAACCAGCAGCAGCAGCAGCAGGAGCAGCAUCAUACAUAUUAGUAACCCAGGCAGACAUCCAGAUACACUUCAGUGUAAACCGUACAAUAGAGAACUGGAAGUAGAGAUCAUGGAAAUGCUCACCAAGCAGUAACAAAACAAAUACAUUAACGAGAAACCAUUGGGCAAAGAAAGAGAAAUCAGAAAAGAAACAAAAAUACUUAAAACAAACGAAAAACAAACAA
This is a messenger RNA of Anopheles coluzzii, 1044 nucleotides long. RefSeq lists its product as uncharacterized. The transcript is spliced from 3 exons. Bases 93 to 626 code for a protein of 177 amino acids. The record is from RefSeq and is a predicted model, not a curated record. NCBI's taxonomy places the organism in Eukaryota, Metazoa, Arthropoda, Insecta, Diptera, Culicidae.